Molecule: messenger RNA, 303 nt
Organism: Sycon ciliatum
Lineage: Eukaryota; Metazoa; Porifera; Calcarea; Leucosolenida; Sycettidae
Exons: 1
Coding region: 1-303 (100 amino acids)
Source: RefSeq, a predicted model, not a curated record
AUGACCGACUUCCAGCAUGGUUUGUGCGGAUGCUGCGAUGACUGCACCAUAUGUUUGCUGACCUACUUUGUGCCAUGCUACACAGUUGGCAAGACUGCGGAGAAGUUGGAUCAGAGCUGCUGCCUGUGCGGCUUCCUGACCCUCGUGCCAGCCGUGAGCUGCUUUGCCAUGUGCAUCUUGAGAGGCAACGUGCGCGAGGCCAACGGCAUUGACGGAAAUGCGUUUACGGACUUCCUCUCCACCAUUUGCUGUCCGUUCUGUGUCAUGACACAAAUGGCUCAAGAAGUGGACGCUCUGAAGUAA